UCCAGCCCCCGCUGCUGUUCCACCUCGCUCGCUUAGCAGGUCAAUGAAUUGCCAGAGGCUUGAGGCUGAGGAGCUGGAGAAGCCCGGCUCUGGAGCCAUCCUCGAAUCCCUGCCUAGCAAACAUGCGCCUCUGCACUUUCUCUGAUUCCCCAGCCAGGAACGUAGCUGCUUGAGAAGUUGGAAAAACCAGGAGGACUAACAGGGGCGUGUAAAGCAAUCCGGAGCCACAAAAGGAGGAUGGAAAUCCUGUAUGAAUGUGAAAACCAUUAGCAAAGUAAUUGCUGUCUAUUACCAUGACAACCAGCCGCUGCAGUCACCUGCCUGAAGUCUUACCAGACUGCACCAGCUCAGCUGCUCCCCUAGUAAAGACGGUGGAGGAUUGUAGCAGUCUUGUGAAUGGACAGCCGCAGUAUGUCAUGCAAGUUUCAGCCAAGGACGGGCAGCUUCUGUCAACAGUAGUAAGGACUCUUGCCACACAGAGCCCUUUCAAUGACAGGCCAAUGUGCAGGAUCUGCCACGAAGGCAGCAGUCAGGAAGACCUGCUCUCUCCAUGUGAAUGUACAGGAACCCUGGGGACUAUUCAUCGCAGCUGCCUGGAGCAUUGGCUGUCCUCUUCGAAUACCAGUUACUGUGAACUCUGCCACUUCAGGUUUGCAGUAGAGCGCAAACCCAGGCCGUUAGUAGAGUGGCUAAGAAACCCAGGCCCGCAGCAUGAGAAACGGACUCUGUUUGGAGACAUGGUGUGCUUCUUGUUUAUAACUCCACUGGCGACCAUCUCUGGCUGGUUGUGUCUGCGGGGAGCGGUGGACCAUCUGCACUUUAGUAGUAGGCUAGAAGCUGUUGGCCUCAUUGCACUCACUGUCGCACUCUUCACUAUUUACCUCUUUUGGACACUAGUGUCAUUUAGGUACCACUGUAGAUUAUACAACGAAUGGCGUCGGACCAAUCAGAGGGUGAUACUCCUAAUUCCAAAAUCUGUCAGUGUUCCUUCUAACCAGCAGUCAUUGCUGGGCCUUCAUUCAGUCAAAAGGAACUCAAAGGAGACAAUCGUUUGAUUUUGGCAGUUCUGUACUGGAGUCAUGCACUAAAUAUACUUUCUUAAACCCAUGGGCUCUGAUUCCAUCCAGAACCUGGUACAGUGCUAUUCCGGUUUACAAACUCUUUACAGAGGAAGAAAUCACUGUUUUAAUUAAAAUCAUGGAUGCUGCAAUCAUAUGAUAUUUGCUAAGCUGCCAAACAUGUUUAUUUAGCAGAUACUGUAUGGAAUUCUACAAACUCAUGUUAAUACCUGCCUUGUCAGUGAUGCAAAUCCUUUUUUUAUUAUUGUUUAAAAAUAUUAAAACUAUGGUAAUUAACAAUGCAAAAAAUUUUUUAGGAGUGCUUUCUUUAUUUCUACAGUUAUUAUUUCUGUGGAUAUCUGAAUAGGAACCAGUGCUGAAUAUUUUAUUUUACUGACUCAAAGAAGAUGACAUUACAAGAAGGAAAUUGUGCUACUUUAGUUUUAUUUGAAGGGCAUCUUAUACUAACCUUGGAUUAUUAAAAAUGUUUUUAAAGUGAGUUCUACAAAUGGGCAUUCUAUUUAACAUAAAACCCCCUUAAAAAGCAUUCUCUUCCAUUUGUUGUUUGGUAGUGAAAACCUGAUAAAAAUGCAAAAUGUGUGAAAAACAAGUAUCUCACAGAUUGCAAUAAUCUUCGAGUCAAAAAUAUUUCAUAAAGCAGUUCCCAAAAAAGAACUGUUACAGGGUUAUUUCCUUUUCAUUUGGAAGGAGCAAAUUAGCCCCAAAUUUUGCACUAAAGUUACACUGGUGUAACUAAAGAGUUAGUUACUCUUUAUUUACCCCCAGCUAAAUUUGGCCCGAUUAAUUAAUUUUGUAAGGGGGACUUUGCAUACAUAAUGAUCUACUAAUUCAUUAGACAUUUCCUAGGAAGCCUGAACAUGUCUUGCAUAACAAUUAGCCUUACUCUAGAAAUGCUGAAUUUUCAGCUUGACAGGUAAAUUUAGAGUAUAUAAAUUCUCUCAUUGUAGCAUUGAGACUAAGGCUCUUUAUAAAAUGUAAAACACUACAUACUAUUAUGACCACACUGAAUUUUGAUUCUGAAUAUUAUUUUCUGCUUUUAACCAUCCCCUUUAUUUUUAUAUUUUUAAAUCAUCAAUUCAUUCACUGACUCUUAGAUUUUGGCUCUCACAUUAUGCAAUAUAAGGGAUUUUAUGUGGGAAGACUCAUUUGGUACUGAAUGCUUCUACAGCUAAAAACCUAUUAAAUGCUGCUGGCAAGUUAGAGAUAAGUAACUUAUUUGCCAUUUUAAAAUAAGGAUUUCUUUGUUUCCCACCCUGCAGAGGAAUUGAAAAAUGGUAGAGUGUGUGUAGUGAGGAGGUAAUGUUUUACAUUUCUGAUGGAUCAAGCUGAUGCAGGUGUUCUGUCAGCCAAGAUAGAGCUAUUUAAAUACAAAGCUCUAGCAAAAAACAAACCCAUCAGCCAUGCUUUAUGCUGUCUCAGCUCACAUGUAUUUGGAGUUGUAAUAAUAGAUUUUCCUUUUGACACUAAUUCCAGUGAUACAAGUAUCUAAUAUUCCGUUUAGUCAUCAGCCCUCUAGGGGUAUUAGAACUACAAACAGCCAUCAUUGCCUAACUUUUCUAUAAUCAAAUACCAACUUUGUCCAUCAGUCACACUUUACCCUUCACAGAGAAACAUGAUAAACUCUCACUUGACAAUCAUUUUUGCUCUGCAGUCUACCUUUAAUACUUUAGCACAAAAGAGUCAGCACAAUUAAGGAUAUAGCUGGGAUACAGUAUUCCCACAAUGGCACCAAGAAGGUAGGUUCCUAUCAUGCAGAUAUAUUAUUCUGUUUUGUGCCUAACAUGCAAGAGUGGAACAGAUCUUUGGAGGAGGAGGCGGCUUUAUAUCCCACACUCCAUAUUCAUGAAUCAGUGCUACUGAUGUCUUUUUGCUCUACACGCGCCAAAGCAGUAUUAUGGUGCCUUGUUCUCUUCCAGACAGCAAGAUAGUAGGGUGAGUGCUACUAACAUCACAUUCCCACCUUCCUCUCUGGACCUGGUAGUCAGAAGGAUCCUAUUGACCAGCUUUGGUUCCUCUUUCUCUAGGAGUGAGUGAUCUUUUCAUACUGAAUCGCUGUUUGGAUCGAUGUAAAUUCAAAAUUGGUGUCUAUUAAAACAAAAGUUAUUGAACAACAGCAACAAACUCAAUUUUUAGCUUCUGAAGGGACUUUAAGGGUAGUAAACAUCUAUGGCACUAGCUACACUUAACAGAGCUAAUGACAACAUGACAAAGGCUCCAUUGUG
Terrapene triunguis (Three-toed box turtle) is the source of this 3301-nucleotide messenger RNA. It is a transcript of the gene MARCHF3, whose product is annotated as membrane associated ring-CH-type finger 3. Gene Ontology annotation, biological process: protein ubiquitination. The record is from RefSeq and is a predicted model, not a curated record. Lineage: Eukaryota; Metazoa; Chordata; Testudines; Emydidae. Gene Ontology annotation, molecular function: ubiquitin-protein transferase activity; zinc ion binding. The transcript has 5 exons. Bases 294 to 1055 code for a protein of 253 amino acids.